Messenger RNA from Enterobius vermicularis (human pinworm), 165 nucleotides. Lineage: Eukaryota; Metazoa; Nematoda; Chromadorea; Rhabditida; Oxyuridae. The record is from the annotation of a GenBank genome assembly.
CUGCAGAAGAAAACCGAUUAUGGAGCGUUAAUAAUCAAAGGAACGGCAGCAGUAGUGAUUGCAAUAUCGUUGUCGCUGAUACUGUUAGUAAUUUCUAAUCUGAUUUAUCAGAGUUUUACCAAUCGAACGAUUGUACAUGAAAAGGUACAGUCAUCUUCUUGUUAA